ACAGAGUGACACGCAAAUUGAGACGAGGGAAAACAAUGCCGCCGGCCGCCAAGUCAGCGUUAGUCCUGUGCAUGGACGUGGGGUCUUACAUGUCCAGCUCCGACCAGGAACCUCCCUUCGAGCAGGCCAAGAAGGUCGUUCAGAAGUUCGUUCAGCGUCAGGUGUUUGCAGAGAAUAAGGAUGAGUUGGGAUUGGUGUUAUUCGGCACAGAAACUACAGACAACCAACUGGACCAUGAUGGCCAGUACCAGAACAUCACCGUCCAUCGCAAGUUAAUGAUUCCAGACUUUAAGCUUCUGGAGGAAAUUGAGCAUCAGAUCCAUCCUCAAAGCCAACAGGCUGAUUGGCUGGACGCUCUUGUUGUCUCCAUGGAUCUCAUUCAAAAGGAAUUACCAAUGAAGAAGUACGAGCGUCUAAGCAUCGCCAUCCUCACUGACCUCAACACCCAGGCCAACCCAGAGCAGCUGGACGUCAUCAUCAGCAACCUCACCGGCGCUGGCAUCACACUGCAGUUCUUCUUACCAUUCCAGGUCCUGGAAGAGGAGGAGGAGGAGGAGGAGGAAGGAGAUGAGGGUGGAGGAGACGGGGUGAGUGGGGGCGCAGGCCGGUCGGGGUGUGUGAAGGGCCUGUCCCAGGAGCAGCAGAAGGGCCUGGAGAUCCUGAAGGAGGUGAUGUUCACCCUGGACGAGGAGGACGGCUUGGACCAGGUCUACACGUUCAGCGGGGCCAUAAGGAAGCUGUCCAUGUUCAAGAAUAUUGAGAAGAGACCCAUGGCGUGGCCCUGUCAGCUGACCAUCGGCAGCACCGUGGCCAUCCGCAUCGUGGGGUACAAGGCUGUGACUGACGAGAAGCUGAAGAAGAUGUGGACCACGGUGGACGCGCAGAGCGGCCAGCGGGAAGACGUGAAGAGAGAGACGGUGUACUGCCUGGACGACGACAACGAGACGGAGGUGCAGAAAGACGACACCAUUCAGGGUUUCCGUUAUGGAAGUGACAUUGUUCCCUUCUCCAAAGUGGACCAGGAGCAGAUGAAAUACAAGCAUGACGGCAAGUGCUUCGCUGUUCUGGGCUUCGCCAAACAAAACACGGUCCACCGCCACCAGUUCAUGGGGAAUCAGGCCAUGAAGGUGUUCGCCCCCAAGGAUGACGAGCACGCGGGUGUGGCGCUGUCCUCCCUGAUCCGCGCGCUGGACGAGCUCAAGAUGGUGGCCAUCGUGCGCUACACCUACGACCGACGCUCCAACCCGCAGGUGGGGGCGGCAUUCCCCUGCAUCAAAAGGAAGUACGAGUGUCUGGUCUACGUCCAGCUGCCCUUCAUGGAGGACCUGCGCCAGUUCACAUUCCCCUCCCUGGAGAACAAGAAGUCCAAGCCCUCGGAGAGCCAGCUGUCUGCGGUGGAUUCCCUGAUUGACUCCAUGAUGCUGGUGAAGGAGGACGAGAUGGGAGAAGAGGUGGACCUGUUCAAGGUUCACCACCUGCCCAACCCCUCCUUCCAGAGGCACUUCCAGUGUCUGCACCACCGUGCGGUGCACCCUGACUCCCCGCUGCCCUCCAUCGAGCCCUGGCUGCAGGCAGCUCUCCAGCGCCCCCUAGCGGUGGCAGCGUGCUGCCAGGCGCCGCUGGAGGAGCUGAAGAAGAGCUUCCCCCUGAAGCAGGUGGAGAAGAAGAAGCAAUUGAAGACCAGCUCCCAGAUCUUUGGCAGAGGGCCAGAGGAGCCUGAUGCCAAGAGGAGCCGGGAGGAUGAGAAGGACUUCAACCUGGCAGACAUCUCAGAAGGAACCGUGACCUCGGUGGGCAGUGUGACCCCCGCCAGAGACUACCGCUGUCUGGUGAAGUUGAAGAGCCUCCCAUUCGGAGAGGCCUGCCAGCAGCUGACUCACCGGAUAGAACAGUUGCUGGGUAACAAGAAAACAGCCUACUACAUGAAGUGCAUCACCUGCGUCCAGGCCUUCCGAGAGGAGUCGGUGAAGCUGGGGAACGCUGACCUGUACAACGGCUACCUCCAGUCGCUGAAGAGGAGCAUUCCCUCCAGAGGUCUGGCCAUCUUCUGGGACCUGCUGGUUCAAGACGCCAUCACUCUGAUCAGCAAAGACGAGGUGGAAGGAAGCACUUUCUCCAAACAAGAAGCCCAGCAGUUCCUGGUCGCCCAGGAGCGGAGGGAGGCUGCGGACGUGGCUCCUGCAGUGGAGGACCCCGGGGACGUGGAUGACCUGGUAAGGGGCCCGGACAGACACCUCUCUCACGCUACCAGCAGGGGCCUUAGAAAACCAACCUCCAUGCUCGUAUUUGACGGGUCAUGUUACUACGCCUUGUGCAGACAUUCAUUCAUUCAUUCAGUGAUGACCCCUAAGAGAUGUGUUUCCUCUGUUCCCAUGCAGCUGGACAUGAUGUGAGAGCAGGACGAGGGCUGGGCCUUUUAAAGUGCCUCACGGAGGAAUGCGGAGAAGGUGGAUCUCCAGCCCCUCCCAGCCGUCCCCCAACCCAACCCCGAGACCCAGACUAGGCUUUAGAUGCUCGGAGUCAAGGCUCAUUCCAAGCCACUGCACUACUAGUGCUGUUGGCAUCAUCUUCUUUGUUUGUAUCUUUUUGAUGUUGAAAUGUCUGCUUGAUCCUAAUUCUUUUUGGUGUGUUUUGGCCUAUUUCUCGAGGCAUAAAGAUUCUCAAUGUUGAAGGUGUGGAGUGAGUUGUAUCUUUUAAUGUUUCCCCAUUAAAACUUGUUCAGAACUCAAAACAGGAAAAGGGCGCAACUUGGGUCUAGCACAUGGUUUAUGGCGAUCAGUUAAGCGUAAAAGUGAAAUCGGUGCCUUAGGUGAUUGGCGCUUAAAGUGUCUGAAAAGAAGGGCUCUAACAAAGAGAUGUGCUUGCCGUUUGAAACCACUGGAGCACUAUAAUAAAGAUAAAAGAGACAUACUCAUUCCCUGAGUGUAUAGCAGGGCCCCUAGUGAGCAUGUUUCCUCUCUACAAUGCUAGAUUAACAGUAGCAGCAGUACAUGAGCCCGUGGAUCCCUCAGCAGAUCCACUGGAUGAAGCGGCUGAAGAAGCCGGGCUCAGAGAGGUCGGAGGGCUUGAAGACGGCCUCCUGGUCGCCCAUGGCCAGGGUCACCAGGACGUCCUGGUCCACGUCACUCCCUGUGGCGAUCACCGUGGAGACCACCUGCGCACGGCGCAUGGCGCUCAAGGCCUCGUCAAGGUUCUGUGUGUCCGUCACGCCGUCGGUGAGGAACACGAAGGACAGUUCGCUGUUGCGCCGGCUCUGGCGUACCCCACCGCUCGACAGGACAUUGUUGAUGGCGUGCAGGAUGGCGGGUGUCACGCUCGAGGCGGUCUCCAGGUAAGGCAUGCGGGCCACGCCGUCGGAGAUGAGGGCGGGGUUGUGCGUGAGCCGGAAGGCGGUGUGGU
This is a messenger RNA of Gadus chalcogrammus (walleye pollock), 3399 nucleotides long. It is a transcript of the gene xrcc5, whose product is annotated as X-ray repair complementing defective repair in Chinese hamster cells 5. Gene Ontology annotation, molecular function: telomeric repeat DNA binding; DNA helicase activity; double-stranded DNA binding. Gene Ontology annotation, cellular component: nucleus; Ku70:Ku80 complex. Gene Ontology annotation, biological process: double-strand break repair via nonhomologous end joining; cellular response to X-ray; DNA recombination. The record is from RefSeq and is a predicted model, not a curated record. The transcript is spliced from 20 exons. Lineage: Eukaryota; Metazoa; Chordata; Actinopteri; Gadiformes; Gadidae. Bases 36 to 2393 code for a protein of 785 amino acids.